GCUCCAGCGACGCUCGCGGGGGUCAGGAACGGAUCUGUGAGCGGAGAAUGGAGCGCGGCCGCCCGCUGUAGGACUACACGCACACGCACACGUUCCCCACGCGUUUACAGGCACGAGGAUGAGCGCAGGGCACACACGGAGGAUCAGACGCGCGCGGGCAGACAAUGUCAGGAUAUGUUUCGGGCCGUAGUGAGUGUUAAUCAUGUCUGAUAGUGUUGAUAUUGAGGAGAAGCCGCCCGCUCCGCCGCUGAGAAUGAGCAGCAGCUCCCGCGACUCUUCCCUGCACAGUUCUAAACCGCUUCCAAUGGCUCCGGAGGAAAAAAACAAGAAAUCAGCCAGGCUACGAUCCAUCUUCCCUGGAGGGGAUAAGACGAAUAAGAAGAAAGAGAAAGAGCGUCCAGAGAUUUCUCUUCCCUCGGAUUUUGAACACACCAUCCAUGUAGGAUUCGACGCAGUUACAGGAGAGUUCACUGGCAUUCCUGAGCAGUGGGCUCGAUUAUUGCAGACCUCUAACAUCACUAAGCUGGAACAGAAGAAGAACCCUCAGGCAGUUAUAGACGUACUGAAGUUCUAUGACUCUAAAGAGACAGUGAACAACCAGAAAUACAUGAGCUUCACUUCUGGAGAUAAAUCGGCUCAUGGAUACAUAGCGGCUAACACUUUGAACCGCCUCCUGUCCUCCGGGCCACCAGUCAGCCUUAGAACCUGCAGCGCAUUAUUUGACAAGCAGCAGGGAGCUAAGACAGCGUCCGAGCCUCCGCUCGCUCCUCCGGUGUCCGAGGAGGAAGACGAGGAAGAAGAGGAGGAGGACGAAGAUGAAGACGACGAUGAUGAUGAGGUGCCGCCCAUCAUCGCUCCUCGACCGGAACACACCAAAUCUAUCUACACUCGCUCUGUAAUCGAGCCGGCAGCUCCGCCUGCCCCAGUUAAAGAGGUCACGACCCCGCCGGAGUCCCAGGUGCAGCCGGAGGACACGACGUCCAGCACACUGUACCGGCACACUGACCGGCAGAGGAAGAAAUCUAAGAUGACCGACGAGGAGAUACUCGAACGACUCAGGAGCAUCGUCAGUGUUGGCGAUCCAAAGAAGAAAUACACACGCUUCGAGAAAAUAGGACAAGGGGCGUCUGGGACAGUUUACACAGCCAUCGACAUCGCCACCGGACAGGAGGUGGCUAUAAAGCAGAUGAAUCUGCAGCAGCAGCCGAAGAAAGAGCUGAUCAUUAACGAGAUUUUGGUGAUGAGGGAAAACAAAAACCCCAACAUCGUAAAUUACCUGGACAGUUAUCUGGUAGGUGAUGAGCUGUGGGUGGUGAUGGAGUAUUUAGCUGGUGGUUCUCUCACUGAUGUUGUAACAGAAACUUGUAUGGACGAGGGACAGAUCGCUGCAGUGUGCAGAGAGUGUUUGCAGGCUCUGGACUUCCUUCACUCCAAUCAGGUGAUUCACAGAGACAUCAAGAGUGACAACAUCCUGCUGGGGAUGGACGGCUCUGUCAAACUGACGGAUUUCGGGUUCUGUGCUCAGAUCACUCCGGAGCAGAAUAAGCGCAGCACUAUGGUGGGCACUCCGUACUGGAUGGCUCCGGAGGUCGUAACUCGGAAGGCGUACGGCCCUAAAGUGGACAUCUGGUCUCUGGGCAUCAUGGCCAUCGAGAUGGUGGAGGGGGAGCCGCCGUAUCUCAACGAAAACCCACUCAGGGCGCUGUACCUGAUUGCCACCAACGGCACUCCAGAACUGCAGAACCCUGAGCGUUUAUCCUCCGUCUUCAGAGACUUCCUCAACCGUUGCCUGGAGAUGGACGUGGACCGUCGGGGGUCCGCUAAAGAGCUGCUGCAGCAUUCGUUCCUGAAGCUGGCCAAACCUCUGUCCAGUCUGACACCACUGAUUGUAGCCGCCAAGGAAGCCAUCAAGAACAGCAGCCGCUAGAGGGGCCGUCACGCACACACACACACACACACACACAAACACACACAAACACACACAAACACACACACACACACACACACACACACACACAAACACACCUGAAAACAUGGGUGAAGCAGGAUUACACAGCCACAUUAAAUCUACGGUUCACUCGCGCUGGAUGAAAGACAGCUACAUUUGGGAAAACUGCUGCCCCCCCUCAGCGCUCGGCCCCCCAAACUCUCUCCAGGGUUAUCCACAGUGUGUGUGUGUGUCUACAGUGAGCCCACCUCUCCAGUGUCUGAAAGAGGGAUGAAAACAAAGACUGCAGAACGGAGGAGUGUGGAUUACAGUGGCGGUGUUAAAAGCGCUGUGAAGUGUCUGGCCUGUUGGACUUAAAUCUAAUUUAAGAUAAUCUGAUCUAAUCUGAACUGCAGCGUUGGAUUAUUGGCACUUUGGAUUUCGGCUGAAACCCACAGUCUCUGGAUCUCUUCAGUACAACUGCAUGACCCUCUAGACUCCGCCUACCUACAGCAAUCAGCUCCAUAUUCACUGUGUGUGAGCGCGAGUGUGUUUGUGUGAGAGGGUCUGAUGGAAAACGUAACAGUUACAUGACGACAGCCCUGUUUUAGCUGGAUUAGUAUCUAAAGUACACACUUUCUUUAAAGGUUCUGUAGGAAAGACAGUGGUUCUUUUUAGAACCAUGACUUCCAUGAAGAACCAUUUCAUGCUUAGAUGUU
Molecule: messenger RNA, 2646 nt
Organism: Colossoma macropomum (tambaqui)
Lineage: Eukaryota; Metazoa; Chordata; Actinopteri; Characiformes; Serrasalmidae
Product: serine/threonine-protein kinase PAK 3
Exons: 16
Coding region: 203-1927 (574 amino acids)
Biological process (GO): protein phosphorylation; regulation of MAPK cascade; regulation of actin cytoskeleton organization
Cellular component (GO): cytoplasm
Molecular function (GO): ATP binding; protein serine/threonine kinase activity
Source: RefSeq, a predicted model, not a curated record